AUGUUUAUUGGUGAUGGUGCUAAACUUGUACGUGAUGCAUUUAAUUUGGCUAAAGAAAAGGCACCUGCUAUUAUUUUUAUUGAUGAAUUGGAUGCUAUAGGGACAAAAAGAUUUGAUAGUGAGAAAAGUGGUGAUCGUGAAGUGCAAAGAACUAUGUUGGAAUUGUUAAAUCAACUUGAUGGUUUUAGCAGUGAUGAAAGAAUUAAGGUAAUCGCUGCUACAAAUCGUAUUGAUAUUUUGGAUCCAGCACUUUUACGAUCUGGUCGUCUUGAUCGUAAAAUCGAAUUCCCCUUACCAAAUGAAGAAGCUCGUGCUCGAAUUCUUCAAAUUCAUUCACGUAAAAUGACUGUUGGUAGUGAUGUAAAUUAUGAUGAAUUAUCACGUUGUUGUGAUGAAUUUAAUGGUGCUCAGUGUAAGGCUGUGUGUGUUGAGGCUGGUAUGUUGGCUUUAAGAAGAGGUGCUACUGAAUUGAGUCAUGAAGAUUUCAUGGAUGGUAAUUGA
Molecule: messenger RNA, 501 nt
Organism: Entrophospora sp. SA101
Lineage: Eukaryota; Fungi; Glomeromycota; Glomeromycetes; Entrophosporales; Entrophosporaceae
Source: the annotation of a GenBank genome assembly